This is a messenger RNA of Elgaria multicarinata webbii, 2185 nucleotides long. It is a transcript of the gene N4BP2L2, whose product is annotated as NEDD4 binding protein 2 like 2. The transcript has 6 exons. NCBI's taxonomy places the organism in Eukaryota, Metazoa, Chordata, Lepidosauria, Squamata, Anguidae. Gene Ontology annotation, molecular function: transcription corepressor activity. Gene Ontology annotation, cellular component: nucleus. The record is from RefSeq and is a predicted model, not a curated record. Gene Ontology annotation, biological process: negative regulation of transcription by RNA polymerase II. The coding region runs from base 112 to 1920 and encodes 602 amino acids.
UGGAAAGAGCUUUGGGGUUUGUUGGGUUUUCCUUGACUUCAGCUUGGGAGUAUGGCGGGCCCCGUUUGAUCGCAGGGACGCUUGGAAAGUGAGUGGCGCCUUUCUCUUGAGAUGCUUCAUGCUGAAUGUAAGCCAAGAUACCUUGAAAGUCAGGAUGCAUCAGUAACUGAGCCUUGUUCUAAAAGGAUGAAAUCAACAGAAGAACCUUAUGGUAAAUCAUAUGAUGGAUUGCAAAGACUUCAUGAGGAAGUACAUAUUAAAAAAACCCAUAGUGGGUUUAUUCCAUUUUCCCUAUCCAAUGAUCAUGAUGAGGUACAACCGGAAAAAGGAACUACAGAAGACCCAUUUAACAAGGCAUUCCCUGGUAAAAAACCAAUACCAUCAAAACCUUCAGGUUCAGUAAACAAGAAUGAAGGAGAGAUUGAACUGUAUAGCACAAGCAAAGCAUUUAUUGGACCCAUUUUUAAAAGUAAAGCCAAUAUCCUACAUGAUCAAAGGAAAAAGUAUAUUGACAGCAACUGUCCCAAAGUGUCAAAUGCAACUCUUGGAAGAAGUUCUAAAAAAGGAAUAGCACCAAAACAGGCUGCCCCCUGUGAUGUACCAAAAUUAGAAGAUGAAUUGUUCCAGUUUUAUAGUGAGAUUUAUAAGCUUGAAAGCAGUGAAAAUUGUUUGGAUGGUGCUUUACAGCAAACAGAAACAAACUCACAUAGGCAACCUGUGGAAUAUAAUAAAUGGAAUCAAAUAGUUUGUGUUAACUCUCAAGAAAGGCCCUAUAGAAUGCCACCUAAUAGUGGUGAUUGUCAUUCAUUUUAUAAUGAGUCAAGUGGUAAUAGAACAGGCAGUGAACAAUAUCUCUACAAUGACUCAAUAGGUCACAGAAGUGGCAUUCAACAAUGUUGUAACAAUGAAAGAGAUAUAUGGGAAGCUAAACAAUUAUGUAAUAGACAAGAAGGUUCUAGAUUCUGCAACAAUCCUAUGCCUCAGUUUAGACCUGGUUGGCAACACACAAAUCCAUAUAUGAUACCUUUCAGGCCUCCCCCACCUCAGUUCACAACUCAUUUUAAUUUUCAGGAACCUAAUUCCUCAUCACUUCAUUCGGAUAUUUUCCAACGCUCUGAUGUGGGAUCAUUUAAAAGCACCCAUAUUAACAUGAGCAGUUCAAUAUGUGAACAAGAUAGUGAGUAUGCUAAUCAUUUUGGUACUCAUAUUACACAGACCACCAGAAAUGGAUUUAAUGUGCCUGAUGGACACGUUGUUAAUGGUUUCUCUGAAACCCGACCAUUAAAUCGGAAAGACAUUAAAUCAUACCAGAGUGAAGGAUUGAACAUAGUUUCUCAGCAGUUUCCUGAGGACAAGUUAUGUGAGUCACAAAAGCUACUCCUAAUUUUAAGAGGUCUUCCAGGCUCAGGGAAGACAACAUUGUCUCAUAUUCUGCUUGGUCAGAGUCGUGAUGGCAUUGUAUUCAGCACCGAUGAUUACUUUCGUCAGAACAAUGGAUGUUGGUCAUAUAAUGUUUAUCAGCUUGGUGCUGCUCAUGACUGGAACCAGAAGAGAGCAAAACAAGCAAUGGACCAAGGAAGAUCCCCAAUUAUAAUAGACAACACUAAUACACAAGCCUGGGAAAUGAAGCCUUAUGUGGAAGCGGCUCUAGAAAAAGGCUACCGAGUAGAAUUCCAUGAACCAGACACAUGGUGGAAGUUUGACCCUGAAGAAUUAGAAAAGAGGAAUGAACAUGGGGUGAAUCGUGAGAAGAUUGUUCAAAUGCUGGAAAGAUACGAAUAUCAAAUGUCAAUACCCAUUGUCAUGAAUUCGGUGCUGCCUUUUCACAAAACUUCACUAAUGCCACCUCUGCAAAGAAGACAGAGGUGGGGAGGCUGUUCAGACUCUUGGAAUACUUUCAGUGUAUCAAAUAGCCGAUAAUAGUGUAUCGAAUUACUCAGGGUACACUUAACUAAGGCCAAUUCUCUCUUUUAAAAAAAAGGCUACAAUUUGGCACAAAGUUAGUAGAUUUAAGUCUAUUGAAAUGAGUGGGUUUAAGCCUGCUUAACUCCGUGUUGAAUUAUUGUCAGGCUGUUCAAUGACUUUCUUUUAAGGUGUAAAUAAUCUUAAUGUAGAUAAUUACCUCUUGGAGACUGUUUAUAAAAAUGUAAAUGUUUAAUAAAAUUGAAUGUUAAAUAUUUUAAAA